Messenger RNA from Nicrophorus vespilloides, 980 nucleotides. RefSeq lists its product as uncharacterized. The record is from RefSeq and is a predicted model, not a curated record. The coding region runs from base 56 to 970 and encodes 304 amino acids. The transcript is spliced from 3 exons. Lineage: Eukaryota; Metazoa; Arthropoda; Insecta; Coleoptera; Silphidae.
AUCAAGGACAUCGUCUGGAGAAUCUGAUCAUGACAGAAACAUCGAAAAAUUUGAAAUGCGUCAGGACGAUCGAAUAAAAUUACGUAUCUUCGAGGGCCAGACUACCAAUCGAAAUGAUUUUCGACGGCUAAAUUUGGAAAAAGAUGUAGAAGGAAUCAAAAGACCAGAGCAAGAGAGAAUCGAAACGAUCGAACGAUGCAAUAAACGCGUCUUCAGAAGCAUAUACCAGCAAGAAUGUCAUGAAUCCUUUACCAAAUACAAGAAGGACGUGUACGUACCUUUCGAUCUGUUAUGGAAGCACCAGAGGAUCGGUAGGAAGAAUGUUAACAUUGCGUUGAAUACGGGAGAACCGAGGGAUGACUUCAAAGAGGAGGCAAUCAAGAGCAGACCGAGACUUUAUAUAUCUCCGGCGUUCAGCGUCGACGAUGUUCCUGACAAGAAGAUGCGCGACCUGCUGAUUGCCUUCAUGUACACGACGGACUUCCGGAAAGCGGAAAUGGAGGCGACGGGUCAUAAGUGUAACGUGCGCGCCGGGUUGCCCAUAGGUCAAUUCCAAAGGGAGGUGCCCUUGACGUAUCCCCCCGUUCCUCAUGAGUGGACCAAAGGUUACUCUGAAUGGGACAGGAAGCAGCGCAGGGCCUGUGUCGAUCCUACCGAAAAAUUCUGGGAGACCAAAGAUCCUCCGGUCAUUUGUGGUGCUUGCGUUGAUCGCGUUAAGGGCAUCGUACCGACGGAGGUUCGGGACGAGAUUGCGUCGGCGAUCAGCGAUAACAAGCUGAGAUUACCGCACGACAGGUUGAUGCAAGGCUACACCGGAUACAGGCCGGACACUGCGAAGGUGGUGCCGCUGCGCAAAACGGAACUUCCUGUCGUCCAUCCUAUGUUGACCACUAGUCAGGCAGUUACAAGGCGCUACGAGGAAGACUUUCAGUGUAGGCCGAUUCGCGACGCAAAUCGACGACAGAAUUAAAAUUAUAUAA